Ostertagia ostertagi is the source of this 1263-nucleotide messenger RNA. The record is from the annotation of a GenBank genome assembly. NCBI's taxonomy places the organism in Eukaryota, Metazoa, Nematoda, Chromadorea, Rhabditida, Trichostrongylidae.
AGAAACACCGUCGAUCCGUCUUUGUGUGACCACGAGUUCGAACUCUUUGCUGGUGUUCAUGGACAACAAAUUGUUGUGGAACAGCCAAACAGAGGAUACAGUUGUGGCUAUCAAGCUCAGCAGUUACAGGUUCCGGUUGACAAUCGUUUCAUUGACUUCAAAGCAAAAAUUCAAGAGAUGCGUGCAAUUGAGGCCUCAAUCAAGGAUACGGGUACGAUAGGUGAAACCACGUCGUUGAAAAUACCAUUCUUCGUCGGUGAUCGUCUUCCUAUUUCGACUACCGUACAUUUGGCCGCCCACUGCUCAGGAACACAAGCAACAGCGUUUGCCUCAGUUCGCCUUCCAUUUGCCAUGAUGUUCGCCGAGACGUCCCCAGAACGGAAUGCUUCUUACAAACUCACUCUAGACUCGGACCAACCUUGUCUGGCACUCAACACACUCUUCACCGAAUUUCAAACGGAAAACCCGUCAUCAAUUGGUUUUCGGGUUCAUGGACACGAUGCUACUGUCUCGGUUUUCGCUGCGCACAAAUCCAGUUGGACAUUUUUUUUAAAUUUUCGAAAAAUCCCCACCAAAUACAACAUUUUUGAUGUGGUCAUUGAAGUAAUUGGAGGACAGUGGUCGCGAUAUAAUCCCGUGGGGCAGAUGGGAAAAAGAUUGCACAACCGAUAUCGGGUCCAGACCGACCAUCCACAGUUGUUAAAUGUGGUCGUCAGUGAGCUUGUCGAGCGUAUCCGUUUGCAACAGCCUCAUGCUCAACUUCAUGCCAAUAUUCCAAUGAGCUACAUCAACACCAAAUUGGAAGAGCUCAUAGAACUGGAGGCGAAAAAUGACGCCGGUAAGAAGGUGAUCGGAGAGCGAUCCCGAGAAAUGCGAGCAAUCGAGGCACUGAUCCUCAGCAAGACCAGAAACACCAAAACCAGAAACUUGUUCGCAGCGAUCGAUGAGUUGAACACGGUACGCGAACGUACACAAGAGAUGCAGCUCACUCUCGCAUCACUAUUCGAUCUGGUCGCCCUUCUGAUGCACCUCGGUGGAGCGGAAAUCGCCCUCAAUGGCAAUUUCAUCACUGAUACAGAACAGACACUGGAAGACCGCCUAUCAUACGCGUCUCAUGUAUCGAAUGAUCCUUCUCGUGCGAUUGCAGUUCUCUGUCAGCACACAGAAAAGGAGCUUCCUCAAAUUAAAGAAGAAGAUGUUGAAGAAGAAGAUGAUUUUGACUAUUGUGGUUUCGCGCGUUAUCAAUACGGGAACAUAAAACGU